Molecule: messenger RNA, 3089 nt
Organism: Meira miltonrushii
Lineage: Eukaryota; Fungi; Basidiomycota; Exobasidiomycetes; Exobasidiales; Brachybasidiaceae
Exons: 1
Coding region: 280-2826 (848 amino acids)
Source: RefSeq, a predicted model, not a curated record
UAAUGCGGUAAAGUACACACAUACACAUACACAUACACAAAGGCUUGUGCACCACUCAAAUGUGGACUUUACUAGCCGCUAUUUAUUUGUUAUUGCUGUCGAAUAAGGAACAUCCUCUUACUUGCUCUCAUUGCAAUCAAUUCGGUAAUAGCAAAACAAGUAUCAAAAGUCAAGCAAAAGAUUCGUCUAUCUUGUUUGGCCUUCUGUAAUUGUUUUUCUCACAAAGAUUUGGUCCAUUCAUAUUGUUCAACAUCAACAUCGAAAGAAGGAAAGUAGGCCAUGACAACGGUCAUCGGUCCUCCCCCAGGAUUAGGGCAUCCGCAAAAUGAAUCGGGAACGAAAACGGACAAGAGACAAACGGAAAAUGAAAGAAGUUCAAAAACAUAUUCUAGAUCGCUUUUGUUGGCUUUAAGCAAAAGUCCAUUGGUCAAACCUCCUUCUGAUAUGCCUGAAUUAAAUCAAUGGUAUGGUGAUUGGGAACCCUAUCAUCCUAGAUUCCAACAUCACGGCCAACAUGCACCAAUGGGAAGUUUCGUCAAAUCGGAUAAAUAUAAUCGUGGUGAAAGAGGAUCAAAUGCUGGAACGAAUGCAAUUGCAGCUGAAGAAGGUAAUGGAGGUAGCAUUGCAGGCGGCGAAUAUACUGGUCAUCCGGGAGGAAGAAGAGCAGAUCGGUUUGGAAGAAAGCCAGAGUAUGGUUCUACCUAUCCAUCCACUUCUGAUCCUGCAGGAAGAAGUGUAGAUGCUAGAAAGCUUGCCCAAUCAGGCAAGAAUCCGUUUGGUCAAGUUUCUUCUUCGGGUGCAUUCAGACCUGCCGGAAGGGAUCUUUCUGGCCUGUCACCAGGCGGAUAUGGCCCUGAAAGCCCUGGAAACGAUCGUAGAUUCGGUGUGAUGGGUAAAUUUGGUCGUGAUCGCGAUGGUCCUCCUCAUUCGCCUAUGGAAGAACGCGCUCGUCAAAGGAUGGGAAGUACUGGCGCAGACCUCGUUAGCGGUAGAAGAAGACAGAUUGGUGCUCAAGGAGAAGAUGAAGAUGACGAAUGGGAAAGCGUACCCCGUUCACCCGAAGCAGAUCGUAGAAAUCGUCAUCAUGCUGCUGAUGCGGCCGCUGAUUGGAGAAAAGGAACUUCUGUACCAAAUAGCGCAGGUCCAGGCAGGCUGGGUGCGAAUCGAUUGACAAAAGAAAGAGAAUUUGGCGGUCGUAAAACUGCAUUCCCAUCAUGGAUGGCAGAUGACUCUGAACCUGCAUGGAUGGGCGCAGAUGGUGAAGGUCAAGACAGCAUCGGAGGUCAAAAAGAUCGAUUUGAUGAACAUGAUGAUAUCAAUGUGGAUGACGUGGAUGUUUCGGGUAUGGACAGCAUUCAAGCCUUCAAAGUGCGAAUGCGAGAGAAAGAACGUCGAAUGCGUGAACGGGAAGAAGGCAUGAGUGGUAGCAAUGACAAAGAGCAUUCUAACAAUAGUCUCACUGCAGGUCUUUCCUCAGGUCCACCGCCUGGAUUAGCACGUACAGAAGAUGUAAGUACAGGCAGCUCAGGCGUCGGUGACAGAUCACAAGCAGCACUUUUCGACAAUUUCGCAUCUUCGGCCAAGCAAAGAGCACAAGCUAAACAACAAGAGGCAGAUCUUAGCACUUCAUCUUCUGCUGGAGAUGUAAGCGUAGAUCCUCCAGGUUUACCAGGCCGUACCAGUCGAUUUGCUCGUUUCUUUGACGGAAAACCUCAAGCUUCGGCUCUUGCUGCACAACAAAAGCAGAUGGAAGCAAUGAAAACUACCAUGGGUACUUCUGAACAGCAAGGUCAACCAUCGCCUAAGCCUCAGAAUCACACUGCUGAAGCAAAUCCCGAAUCACCCGCCCCCACAACUGGUUCCUCAGUGAGCAUGGCUGAUCUGUUCCGAAGCAUGACAGUAGGAAGGCAACAGCAGCAACAGCAACAGUACCCUCAAAACGAACAAUCACCAUCCGCUUCUCAUCAACCACCUCCUGGUCUGCGGCGCGAUCAUAGUGACGCAGAUGUACAGGGUAUGCAAAAGAUUAUGGCAUUGUUAAACGGUGGUGGUACUCCCACUAAUGAUCAAAACCCAAACAGAAAUCAGUCCUCCGAACAAGAUGAUCGCCAAGGACAGCCUUCCGGCCCGCCGGGAUUAAAUUUGAGCGGUAAUAGUCUCGGCCAACACGGUUCGCCUAGCCAUAGCUCUGCUUCACAAUUGUACCGAUCGGAUAAUGCAAGUAUGGGUUCACCUCAGAGAAACAGACAUGAUAAUGCCAACAAUGGUGAUAGACACCAUGAAGCACAAAGUGGCCCGCCACCACCGCCUCCUGGAUGGCGUGGUCAACAGCCGUUAUAUGGACCUCCUCAAGGAUUCGGCAUGGACCCACGGAUGAUGGGCGCAGCACGAUCGCCUGGUGGAAUGAGUGGAAUGCCUCAUCUACCACCACCUCCUCCACCACACGCUGCAGGAGGAAUCCCACCACCGCCUCCGGGAGCGGGCUUUCCACCAUUUCCACCUGGAAUGAGACCCCCAGGGCUACCACCGCUACCACCUCAAUUACAUCAACAGCUGAUGGGACUACCGCCUCACGUUCAACAUCAAAUUAUUGCCCAGCACUUCCAUUCUAACCCACCACCACCGCAUAUGUUCCCUCAAGGUAUGCAUAUGCAAGGCGGACGUCCAGGCCCUCCUCCUCAAGCACAAACACCUAUGCAAUUUGGCGGAAAUAAUGGUGGAAUGGAUAAUUGGCAAAACAAUAGCCCUGUUUCGAAUCAUACUGAUAACCAAGGUGCAGCGCAUCUUAUGGCACUUUUAGGCCAAGGAGCAGGUGGUCAGAAAUAAGAAGUGCGGCAGAUUUUCACGCAAGGCCAUGUGUAAUGCUUAUACGAUAUAACACAGAUCCCACAUCAACACUCCCAUAAUGAUCUAUCUCUCCUCUUUUCUUGAAGUGGCACUGAUGGUUUUCACCGGAAUCAAUUCCUUUGUACGACUUUUGUUAAGCGCAUAUUCAUGUUGAAUGUAUCUUUUUUUUGUUAAUGUUGUACACACUUGCACUAUUUAGCUUUCCUUCUGGAAUUGAGAUGAUCAAAUGAUAUUGUCGUACA